Molecule: messenger RNA, 1329 nt
Organism: Penicillium hordei
Lineage: Eukaryota; Fungi; Ascomycota; Eurotiomycetes; Eurotiales; Aspergillaceae
Product: MFS transporter
Exons: 6
Coding region: 1-1329 (442 amino acids)
Biological process (GO): transmembrane transport
Molecular function (GO): transmembrane transporter activity
Source: RefSeq, a predicted model, not a curated record
AUGUCCACAGUCUCAAUGUCAACAUUCACAGAGUUCUUUCUCUAUGCUAUGAUAGUGCCUGUUAUGCCGUCAGCGCUGGUGACGCGCGCUGGAGUUCCCUUCGAACACCGUGAAUACUGGGUCAGCGUCCUCUUGAUGUGUGAAGCUGCAGUGUCUGUAACCUGCUGUCCCAUUUUCGGGUUUCUGGUUGAUAUUUCAGGCACCCGUCAACUUCCCUAUCUUUUUGGACUCACCCUACUUGGCGCUUCAAUGAUUCUCCUCGCUUUCGCAAAAACACUGUCUAUUUUCAUCAUCGCGCGGCUGCUCCAGGGCGGUGCGACGGCAAUGGUAGCGGUCGCUGGGCUUGCCCUAGCCACGGAUUCCUUUGACAAGGAUCGAUUAGGCAUUGCAGUUGGGUAUUUGGGUUCUGCCAGCGCGUUGGGUUUUGUACUAGGCCCAUUUCUAGGUGGGCUAAUAUACACCCACUUUGGAUAUGAAGCAGUUUUUGUGAUGGCUGCUGUUCUUGUCGGUGUCGAUUUUAUCCUCCGCGUUCUGUUGAUCGAGAAAAAGGUCAUGGAGAGUUGGAUUGAUACUGAUACAGAAUCACCUGAUGAUAAUAAUCAACACAUCACCGGAAAUCCCGAUCAAUGUUCCUCCACUAACGAAGGAGGUUUCCUUCUGCUCAACCUCAUCCGGCAACCGCGAAUCCUCAUCACCCUUUGGGCUCUUCUCGUAAUCGGGAUUUUUUUUUCUGCUUUUGAUGCCACCCUCCCCAUAUUUGUUGAGUCUACAUUCCACUGGUCCCCAGUGGGAGCCGGUUUGAUUUUCCUUCCAAGUGCUUUUACAUCACUUAUGGGCCCUUAUUUUGGAUCUAUUUGUAACCAUUAUGGUCCACGGGCUAUGGCAUUUACUGGAUUCAUCCUCCUUUGUCCGACUCUAAUCUGCCUUUCUUUGAUUGAACAUAAUUCCUGGCCUCACAUUGCUACCCUGGUUGCUCUUUUAUGUUUGACUGGUCUUUUCAUAAACGUGGGUCUCCCUGCUUUGUACGUGGAGUCCCAGGCUGUCCUGGACGACAUGGAGUGCAAAAGGCCAGGAAUUACAGGCCCUAAAGGUGCUAUAGCGCAGGCAUUUAGCUUGCAGACGAUGGCCCAAUUCAUUGGAUUGUUUUUUGGUCCGCUGUGGGGUGGGUUUAUUGAGUAUCAUUUUGGAUGGAAGACUAUGGCAUGGACUCUGGGCUUGCUUGCCUUUGUAACAGCAAUUCCCAUGCUAUGGUUGAGUGGCAAGGUCCAUGAUGCUAAAGAUGAUGUCGGCGGAGAGACUGAACCACUUUUGGGAGACAGACUCGAGUGA